UGGUUAUAAAUAGAACUUCAAGUUUUUUUCAAUGCUCAAGUAUCUGAUCCUUAAUCUUGUUAGAACAAGUUUUCUUUCAACACGUCUUGUGAGAGAACUUUCGUAGCUAGUAGCCAUGAAGAGGUCGAGCUGCUAUAACGGUUAUUCGUUGUUUCUGACAACGUUGAUGUUAUGUGUAGUUGCCAGGUCCCAACUGACUACUGAUUUCUAUUCGACAACAUGUCCUAACCUUCUCCAAAUUGUCCGUAGAGAAGUUCAGAAAGCUAUCAAGUUCGAAACACGUAUGGCAGCCUCUUUGAUUCGGCUUCAUUUUCAUGACUGCUUUGUCAAUGGUUGUGAUGCAUCAGUUCUGCUGGAUGGAAAUGAUGGUGAGAAGUUUGCUUUGCCUAACAUAAACUCGGCAAGGGGAUUUGAAGUUGUGGAUGCAAUAAAAACUGCUGUGGAAAGCCAAUGUAGUGGUGUUGUAUCUUGUGCUGAUAUACUAGCCAUAGCUGCCCGAGAUUCGGUCCUCCUAAGUGGGGGGAAAUCAUGGAGAGUUCUGCUCGGAAGAAGAGAUGGACUAGUGGCUAACCAGACUGGAGCAAAUGCUAAACUUCCUUCCCCGUUUGAAGAUGUGGAUACGAUCAUCAACAAGUUUGCUGCAGUAGGAUUAAAUAUCAUAGACGUAGUCGCCUUAUCGGGUGCUCACACAAUUGGACAAGCAAGAUGUGCCACCUUCAACAACAGAUUGUUCAACUUCUCGGGAACCGGUGCUCCGGACAGUACAAUGGAAUCAAGUAUGGUGUCUGAUCUGCAAAAUCUGUGUCCACUAACUGAUGAUGGCAACAAGACUACAGCUCUCGAUCGGAACUCCACUGAUCUAUUUGACAACCACUAUUUCCAGAACUUGCUAAACAGUAAGGGUCUUCUCUCAUCUGACCAAGAACUAUUUUCAAGUACCAAUUUGACAACCAAAGUUCUGGUUCAGGCCUAUAGCGCUAAUCAAAAUCUUUUCUUAAAUGACUUUGCUAAUUCCAUGAUCAGAAUGGGGAAUAUAAGCCCGCUAACAGGGUCUAGUGGAGAGAUCAGGAAAAAAUGUAGUGUGGUUAAUUCGUAAGACGAAAUUCAUUAAAGUAGGGUUUGUUAGGUAAGGAAUGUGCAAAAGUUUAUUGCUCUCUAUCGAAGCUGUAUGGUCAGUGAAGUCAGGCACUACAGGUCUUGUUUUAGUCCAUGAAUAAAUUCAUAAUGAGGUGGGUUUUAUAUAUUUUGAUGG
Molecule: messenger RNA, 1252 nt
Organism: Populus euphratica (Euphrates poplar)
Lineage: Eukaryota; Viridiplantae; Streptophyta; Magnoliopsida; Malpighiales; Salicaceae
Product: peroxidase N
Exons: 4
Coding region: 116-1096 (326 amino acids)
Biological process (GO): response to oxidative stress; hydrogen peroxide catabolic process
Molecular function (GO): peroxidase activity; heme binding
Source: RefSeq, a predicted model, not a curated record